Molecule: messenger RNA, 11934 nt
Organism: Amoebophrya sp. A120
Lineage: Eukaryota; Dinophyceae; Syndiniales; Amoebophryaceae
Source: the annotation of a GenBank genome assembly
CGAAGGCAAGAGGAUGAAGUAAGAGACUAGCAUCUGUGUGUUUUCCAAACUUGCACAUGUAGUCCCAGUGUCUAAAAACGGGUUUCGGUUGCGGUUGGUUUUUGUAGCAGAGAUGCGUGCGCUAAUUCAUUUCCUCGACCACGGUGAGAAGGCAAACGCAACGGACUUUGCGUUGCCGGUCUGGCAUUCCUUCGCACGAAUCCGCUUUCUUAUCACGCAGCAGUGCUCAGGCUCGAGCGGAAUCCGACAUCAUCAUCACCAUCACAGCAGCACCAGCAUGAGUAGUACAGCAAGGAAAACCGCAGGCAGAUGCCUGAUGGUGUUCCUGUUUCUCGUGCAAUUUUUCUGGAUGGUGCAAACAGACAACCGCGAGGAGGCUAGACAGGCGGAACGACGUGAGGCGCAGCCGGACGAAGCAACCGACACGGAGGAACCCGCUCCGGUCGCACCUGCACAUGAGGGCACGAAAGGGAAAUAUCUCAGACGAGCCCCCGGCGCUUCAAGAAAGCCGACGAAGCCACCCAUUGCUGUAUUUCUAGAGCACUUUGCCGAGGCAGUUUUUGGGCCGCCAACCUCUACAACAACGGCGAAAAGCAGCCUGGACACUGGGCAACCUACUUCUACCGGCGCAGGAGCGUCGGGGGCACGUCGAGCUUCUAGCCCCCGCGAGGAGAACGCAAUUCCAAUCGAUAGCUACGAAGCUGCAGCCACCUAUCUGCCUAUGCGCGGAGCAAGCACGACGAGGUCGAGGAUGACGACGAACGUUGCCGCUCCAGCAACUACAGUUGCUAGCAAAGAGAACAAAGAGAGGAAAAUGCAAGGAGCAGCCUUACUAGAGAAGCAAGGCGAUACCGAUAUUAUGGGAAAGCCCUUUGAUGAUCCCGGCGGAACUGGCGGUGUAUCUUCCGCUUCUAGCGUGAAGAUAGACAACAUGUACUCAGGCCAGACGAGAUCAGCCGCAUCAAAAGGACACCCACCACCUUCGUCUUCUCAAGAAGUGAAGCGGAGCGCGAUAAGGACUACAAGACCAGCAUCCACAGUACUAGAUACAGAUCCGAAGGAUGACGUCAACCCGACGAUAACACCAGCAGCUCCGCCGCUCGAAGUAGAUGGAACAAGAGCGAGCGCCUCGCAGUUGACAGGAGCUCCUUCUACUUCCUCUUCAAGCGUGUUGCAGUUGAACGCUGAGCAAGUGCAAGUAGGUCCUCCUGUGGAGGAGGACGAAAGCUUCGACCUUUCCGGUGCAACCCACGACCAGGUACACGGGUUCGUGCCGUUCUCCGUUGCCCAUGGCGUGUCCGAGGCCGCGGACACAGACCCGCUCCUGGCUCAGGACCAUAGUUUCGUGAUGGAUCUGAAGGAGAAAAAGCUGCUGAAAGAGCGGGAAGAGGGCAAAGCGCUGUUUCCCGGCGACUCCUCCAAGAUCGAGGAGGCGAUGAACUUGAUCUGUCCCCCCGGGUUCUACGCGAUCAACAGUGAAGCGACAACGGCUGCCGCGAAGGAGGCCAGCGAGGGGAAUGGGGGCGCAAAGAAGAGCCCGACGAAGCUGUUGAAAGCGCUGGGCUUCGACGACAUUCCAACCGAGGUGACCAACGCCAUGGCGGUUUACGUGAAGGAGCCGUUGUUGAGUAACCGGCCGCUGAUCUGUCCGAAAACCACAACCAGGUACGACGAGGAGGACAAAACAAAGGCGAACAACGGCAUCAUCGUCAACUACGUGAAAGACAAGGACGCCAGGCGGAAAAGGAAAGCCCUCUCCGUCGACAAACGGAACAACGCCAUCGUCACCUGCCGGCUCUCCGCCGACCGGGACAUCAAAAAGGCCUCUCUCGAAUACCACCUGAACGACAAUUCUCCGCUCCGGUUGCGCAUGACACGGGUGAAAACCGACGGGGAUUUGAAAAAUCCUUUGAGGCCGGCGGAUUUUUUCCCGAUCAAGUAUCGCUGUUCCAGUCAGAACUACGAGGCCGCCAAAAACGCGGUCGCGCCCUACUUCAAAUUCGGGAUUCAGGCCGGCGAAGACGCGUUCCAGCGGUACCGGAAGUUGAAGAUCGACGGGGAGCAGCCCUAUUACGUCGAUUUGGUGAAUUCGGAGGACCCGCGGUACAAAAUGACGGGGUCUGGAGCCUCCUCCACCUCCGCUUUGCAGGUCGAACCCCACAUAUUGCUGAACCUGACGCCGGGCGUGGCCGAGCAGGCGCACAAGCUCGCACGCUGGGGCGACACGGUAAAAGGCCGGAUGGACGCCCAGAAGCGGUGGGUGCUCGCCGACCACGAGGACAUUGUCGGCCACUCGAAAAAGAACCAGCAGAACGGGGCCGUGCCUCACAUGGUGGUGUACCUUCCCGCGGUCGUGCCUCUGCGGAAGUACAAAGGGAAGAAGGUUCUUUUUUCCGUCGCGCUCGCGGGAGGAGGUGGGGGCGGUGGAAAGGCCAAAAGUGCGAGCGCGGCUUUGCAGCUCGGAGCGCAGGAGGGGGGAGGUGGUGCCGAUGAGGGCGGUGCUGACAAAGAGAAGAAAGAAGCGGGGGGUGAUAAUGCAGAAGAAGGUGGGCAAAAUAAAGCGGAAAAAGCUGAGGAAACGAAAGAACCGGAAGAGACCUCCGAAAAAGGCGAUGAAUCCUCGAAGGAAGAAGACAAAAAGGCGGACGAGGACACGACUUCUAAGGAGAGCGAAGCCGCAGCGCAGGAGGAUGAUGCAAGCAAGAAAGAAGAAAACGGCAAAGAAGGGGGGGACGAAAAAAAGGACGAAAAUUCUGCAGCCCCUGGAGACGACAGUCACGCAAGCAACGAUGAGUCAGCUACAGCGGACAAAAAUAAAGACUCGGUGCCAGAUGCUGAAGAAACAAAAAGCGGUAACGCUGAGGCUGAAGAUGACAGCGACAUUACUAAAGAGAAAGGCAAGGAGGACCGGGGCCCGAAAAAGCAUCUCGAGGAGGAGGCACAUGUCCCGAGUGCGCCGCCAGCAACGGGUGACGAAGUGAGGACGCGUGCCGAGAACGUCAUCAGUACGUUUCCGGAGGCGGAAAAAGCGAAUGUCCGGGUGGAAGUAGUGCCUGGCGUGAACGGUAAAGGGCAGCGAGCGCAGGUCUACGCAGACAAGACCUAUUUUCUCACGCCCAAGGUUCGCGACGCGAUCGGGAAGGAAUUCGACAACGCUGACCUGAAAUACGCUGCGACAAAGCUCGACGCGCAAAUCCAAGUCGUGACGGAGGCCGAGGGGCCAAGUAGCGAAAUCGAGUACGUGCCGACCCCCGACAGCAGCUACGAAAAUUCGCUGGACGCGCAUUUAUCCGAUUCGUCGAGUGUCGUGAUACGUGCGGUCCCGCCAUCGGAGCUGCUUUCUGCGUUUUCCGAAGAAGAGAGGCACGGCUACGAGAGCAUCCAGAAAGAAGCGCUCACGGGAAAGCAGGUCUCGAUGGCCUCGGGCGGCACGGGCCAGUGCAACUUUCAGAUUGCGGACGUGCAGGAACGGUUUCAGACGAAGUGUAGCGUGGCUCUGAGUCCCAGUCCGUACGUGGGGGCGGUGACGGAUCAGGACGAAAAGGCCGCGGAAGGAACAGCUGCGGAAGGAGCUGCUUCGUCGUUGCAGCUUCGGAAAGAAGCAAUUCAGGCAGAGAGCGAGGGCAAAGCGGAAGAAGAAGGUGAGCCAGCGAAGAAACAGAGUACACCAGAUGAGCAGCCCAGAACUUUUUCUCCCAAGGAGGCCGACGCCUUAAAGCAGUUCGGUAUCGCGAUUGACAAAGCAACGAAACAGCCCAAAAGCACCCGCAUAUUGCUGCGCAUGGCAGUUUAUCCUGUGCAAAAGUAUCGUACUCGUAGUAAUUGCAAUCACGCAUUACAAAUUUUUUUCUCAAGAUAAAUCCGCAUUACAAAUUUUAUGUGUCGUGCUAAGGGAAUUUGUCAUGCAUUUAUACGAGUGCGAUACUUAUUUUGCACUUCAUACAGUUCCACCUGGCGGGUCGUACCAACGCGAUAUGUACCGGGUGCAGUCUUAUCAAAUGUAAAGAUGUCUGGGUCUGGAAGAAUGCAACUUGUGAUGCUGCAUUUCGAUGACUAAAAAACUUGUGUUGCAUGAGCAGCAAACAGAGUCUAAUUUUUGCUACGCGGAGAGGGCAUUUGUCAUGCGGAAUGGGCAUCGAGAAUCCCUCAAAAAACCUGUGAUGCUAGGGCAUGCAUUACAGGCAUCAUGGGUCAUGAGAAAUAUGCAUGACAAAUCUUGCAUUCUUCCAGACGCAGACCCAGACAUUUUUACAUUUGAUAAGUCUGGAAUGAGCGCGAAAAGUGAAAUCAAGGGCCAGGCGCGCGCAGCCAUGCACCAGAAGAAACUGGACGAGUUAUUGGCAAUCGCAUUGAAGACCUCCGGCGAAAAAGCGAUAGAAGGCGGGUCGAGCGCGUACUAAAAGUUAUGCUUGCAUGAAUUUGUAUUGGCAUGUUUGCCGUUGCUUCUAUAAUGAGAACAAAAUUAAUAACUGUUCUUCAUUUUCAUCGAAAAGUGAGUUGGAAUGAUAUCUUGCAGGCCUGUCUUCCAACAAAAUUUUCACGGUUUAGAAGAGUAGCACCCACGUCCUCCUUUACGACUACAAAUGUUUUCCAGGUUGCAAGCCAGCGAACUAGGGUUGCGGUCGGUGUUUCCGGAUCUCGUCGCCCCCCAGCUCCACGUACUGAACGUGGAGCAGGAAGGCGAAAAAUUUGAUGCAGCGGCCACAAAAUUUCGUGUCGGGUUGUUUCGGAAUCCCUCGGACUUCCGAGAAAUCAUUGCUGAGCAUGCGGAACCGAGCUUCCAGGCGACCUUACCCUCCUCGGUUUUCGUCCCGUACAAGGUUCCGCACUUCGGGAAAAGUAAGCAGGCAGAGCACACGACGAAAUGGUUUCGGUCUGCGCCAGUAGCGCCCCCGCCGGACGAAUCGGGUGAGGGCAGUAGCAAUUUGCAACCGGGCGACCGAGUAAGGGUGGUGGGAUACACGCAAGCAGGGGCGGAGAGCGUAAACGAUAAAAUCGGUAUCGUGAAGGUGGUUCCGUCCAACAAGAACCAGGGCAAGUACUCUGUGGCUUUGCUGAAGCCGCCGACCGAAGCAAAGACCAAUGACGAGAAAACCAGGCUUGGCGACAGCGGAACAGUAGAAGAGAGCGGCACGAAAAACGAACAAUCCGAGGGCAGUUUGGAAGACGUGAUUCAGCUGGUGAAGUCGAAUUUGGUGAAGUUGCCGAAGUUCAAUUUCCAGUCCGUCGCCACAUCCGGAAUCGAGGUGGAGCCGCGCGACGUGUACUUUCCCGACAGUGACGAGUUAGUGCAGGAAGCUCAGGACAGCGCCAACCGGGAGCUGCGCGCCUUUCGCGAGGACAUGAACGGGCCGCGGUUCGUCGCGAUCGCCUUCAGCUCGAAGGGGGGGCAGAAGGACUUGCUGGAGCAAGUGAAGCACAAGCUCGAGAAAGUGUCGCUCACCGACGUCGUUAGCGGGACCGAUACAGAAACCACCAACGCCCUGGAUGUGGUUGAGGAUCGGGGCGUGAUCUCCAUCAAAAAGCCAGACAGUGCCUCGUCGAGCAGCGCUAGCCCGAAUUUGUUGACCGGGGACGAAUGUGACCGUAUCAUUGAGGCGCUGACCGGAAAAAUGGACUUCGUCACGUUCGAUGAGACCAGCGUGGAAAGAACGGGCGAAAAUAGCGAAGGGGAACAGGAGCAGGAAAAUAAAGAAAAUACACCAGAGAUCGACCAGGAGAAACGAAAGAAGCAGGCCACGCUGUCUGCCGGACUGGUGAAGACACUUCGCUCAAAGGCGCAAAUCGGAAAAGUCUUGCAGAAACUCGACCUGCUGGGCAGUUUGGAUCUGCAGAACCGAGGCGACGGGGUGUACCAGCUGCAGAAGUCCGCGGACUUUUCCAAGGCGGAUCCAAGCGACGCCCAGAAGGUGCAGAAGGAGCUUGAGAAAGACGAUGAAUCGACGGCCAAAGACUCCUACGGUAAGUUCUUACUCCUUGAUGGCCGCGGGUUCAUGCGGUCAGACGUGAAUCACCGGGCGAUCAUCAUCACGGUGGACAAGAAGACGGGCAAGGAAACGCAUCGGCGCAUUUCCGACUGGCACUUUUUCCGCCCGAAAAACGUGAUCAGUACAUCCAGUGCCCACAGCUUCGACCACGACGAGGAUGAGCAUGAGGGAAGGAGAUCAUCGUCAGACGCCAACGGAGAGAAAACCUACAUCGUGUCGCUCCAGAGCGGCGUCCGGCCGGAGGACCUGGAGUCAGAGUUCCUCGAGGGAGUGCCCUUUUACACGGCGAAGAAGAUCUCCCCGGCUCUGGAAGUCGACAUGCCGGACGUGCAUCGGUUGUCCGGCGACGUGGUGUGGGGGGAGAUGGAUCCGGACAACCCAGGGUGGCUGAAGAUGAGCACGCCGAGGGGCGUCAGGUACCUCCCCAAAGCCGUUCUCCGGCCGCUGAUCCAAAAUGUAGAGGACAUGCCGGCUGCGGAUACCCCCUCGAGCCUGAACGAGGUGAGGAUGGGUCCUCUGCGGGGGGUGAUGAACACGCGGCCGCUGAACGACCGGCGAGACUACACGCUCAAGGACUUAGCCCGGGACGUGACGACGAUGUUUCCGCACUUGCUCCAACAGCAGAAAAAACACGUGCUCGCCAUCGAGGACAAGGCGCCAAAGUUCAAGGAGAUGGCGGAGUAUCUCCGGGCCCGGACGGCGCGGCUGAAGGUGCUGUUGCAGGGCUACAAAAGCAAGUACGCGAAAGACGCGUCCGAUGUGGUGUCGUUGGCGAUGAGUGAGUUCUCCUGUGUGGAGCGGAACAAGCGGAUUCGGGAGGAGGUGUCCAUGUACUGGGACCAUCGGCAGGGAACGACUUUGGGGCAUUUGCUCGAAGAUAGUCCCAAUCCCCCGACCAGUAACGAGGAGGAGGAGUUUGUGCGGGAAGCGAAGAACACGGGUGAGGACACGGGAAAGCCCGAGGUCGAUCAGGAGCCGCCGCCGCUGCCAGUUACUACCAAGAAGUCCAGCACGUUGGAACGGAGAGAGCGAGAAAGCGACGACGGGACGGCGGUCGGGGACGGGACUGAGGAAGACGCGAUUCGCGAAGUCGGCGGAAAACUGCUUCAGGCGAUAUCAGGUGCUGGAGGUGGCAGCAGCACCAGCAGCAGCACUGGCGGCGGUGGAAAAAUUCUUGCGGAGUCGUCUACGCCGCCGGUCGCGUUAGCUGAAGAGUCACAAGAACCAACCGCAUCUUCACAUAUGUCGUGGAACUUUCCGAACAGCGGGACGGCGAACAAACCACUAACAGUGUCAACACAAAAAUUGGGAAAAUCCAGAGGCUACGAAGAAGCUGAAGUAGCUGGCGCACGAGUUGGCACGCACGUCGAGAAGCAGCAACCGCAAGCGAAAGCGAAUAGCAAGGCACAAGAUCAUCCCGACGCCCCGCUUUCCGACGAAGAGAUUCUGAACUCGGUCUGGAUGAACCCGGGCGAAGAAGACAAGUUGCAAAUCGAGCGCGAGAUGGAAGCAGAGGGGGGUGGCCGAACUACUAGUAGUGCAUCAUCGGAUCAUUCCACUUCGUCUACGACAGCAUCCGAUGUGGAGGUGCCGGAGCUGGAUAUAGACAUUGCCCAGGACGACCUGGUUGACACGUCGUCUUUCCUCCAGCAGCAGGUUGUGCAAAGAUACGCAGCGCAGGAGACCGAAAAAAUCGACGAGGACGAGCAGAUUUUGCGAUCGUUGGGACUGGGCGACGACGUGGACAUGGAACUUAUUCGCGGCAGUGUGACGAGUGAGAACGACGACCACGAGGAUGCGUUUUACAACGAUGAGAACAAGGAGUUUGCAGACCUGCGGGACGUGCUCCUCGGGAGAGCGGUUGUGGUAUCAAAUGCAAAAAUGUCUGGGUCUGGAAGGUUGCAACUUGUGAUGCUGUCUUUGGAAGGUGAAAAAAAAUCUGUAUUGCAUGACCAGCAAGAGGAGUUCACUUUGUGCUACGCGGAGUGGGCGUUUCUCAUGCGGAAUACGCAUCAGAAUGCCGUUUGAAAAUCUGUGAUGCUAGUUAAUGCAUUUCAGGCUUCAUGGGUUAUGCAAAUUAUGCAUGACAAACCUAGCAAUCUUCCAGACCCAGACAUUUUUGCACUUGAUAUGUGGACGCGCCGAACUACAUCGCGGACUCGGCAGCCGACCUGUUUGGCGGAAUUCUCGCUGCGAUAUCCAGGAAAAAACACCCAUGCCCAUCCAAUUUGUCAUGCAAAACAUGUAUAAAAUCCACUAUUUGUCAUGCAAAAAAUGGAUGGGGAUGGGUGUUUUUUCCUGGAUAUGCGAACGAAAAAUCCGGGAAGCGCUUGAUGUUGAUGGAGAAAGAUAAUGGUGUCGCGCCUGGACGACCUGGCGAACAGGAUCGCCAACAUGCAGAUGCAAGAGCAAGUCGAAGUAGAAUGAAGCGACACCGCUAUAAAAGAACGCCCUCAGCGUACGGAUACGAAAGUGCGGCCGAGCGUUGGAGUGAGGGGGACGACGACGGGGACGAGUCCGCGGAUUUGGAAGACAGCGACAGAGCAAGCAUUUUUCGCUCUUCAACUGCAUCUUCCUCUUCAAACUCAUUUCUGGAAAUCGAUGAUCCGGAAGAUCUAGAUCAUGAAUCGCUGUUGCAGCUUGAUCCCGCGGAUCUUCAUUUGGAAGGCGCGACUGGUCAAAGAAAAAGUGCUAAAGCAGGUCUGGUUUUUGGCUUCGCUGGAGGCUUGAUGCAGGAGAAUGAGGACCUCUCUCGUGGUCAGCAACAGCAACCGUCAUCAACGUCCGGUGAAGUAGCAACCGACGUCGAUUCCUUUCUUCACGACGCCAAUGACGAGAGUGACACAGAUUUGGAUGACGUACUCUUCGAGUUGUCGGAACCCAAGCCACAAAAUCGGCAGUCGCAACAUACUUCAGUGUGGUUUUCUCGCACAUCUGCUUUGCAAACGGCGGUCCUCGCGAAGAACGCACCUUCCUCGUUCCUAGAAGAGCGGCAAAAGCGGAACAAGAUCGCGACACGGCACCAUCGUGCAUUCUACGAGACCGACGCCGGCGUGGAGCGCGGCGAUACGCACGACAAGCUGGCGAAGUGGGACCCGAAGGAGAAGCUCACCUCUCUGUACGACAAGUGGGGCGACUUCUGCACGGACAAUUAUCCGAAAGAGGGCCAGUACGCCGAAGACAGUGUGAAUUUCAAGCACCAGUGUCUGUACCUCCCGCCGGUGUCGUUCCGCCGCAUCCCCCAAUGCGUGUCGACAACGGUGUCCGACGCAGAAAUCAUGCAGUUGGACAAAGUCUGGAACUUCCGCCUCCGCCGCGACAAGCAAACGUACAGCCAGGAGCGGGCACUAGACGACUUGACGAUGCAGUACUUCGUGAUCAAGAACGACCUCAAAGCGAUCGAAGCGUCCAUGGAUCCGGAAAAAGCGAAGAAGGCCUUUGACAAGGAAAACGCGAACAAGGGGUGGGGCAACAUCUUCAAGCAGCAGGUCAUGAAGAGCUACGCGAAUUUACGGGAUAUGGGUUACGGCGACGCUGCGGGAACAAACGGUGGUGUGGUGGCCGUGGCGCCCAAAGUCGAUUUCCGCUACCAACCCGCGCCGCUCGUGAAGAACGUCCUGUCUCUACUGCAGACAGACCAACCGGGCAAAAUCGUGUCGCAAAACAGUUACCUGUACCAGAUGGGCGCGUUUCUGGUCAAACACACGGACAUGGAGUGGAGCAAAUUUGUUUGCAGGCAAAGGCCGCUGAUGACGAAAUCCGAGUUCCGGGAAUUCUACGACUUCGUGAAGGUCAACACCAUCCGGAAACGGGAUCGAAUCAUGGCGAAAAACCCUUAUCUCACGGGGGAAGAGGUCACAAAGGAAGCGAAGGGCGGAAAGCCCCUGCCCGACGACAUCGACCAGAUGGAUUGCCCGAUCCCGAUCACGGUGGAAGUGGUGGGCGACUUUACGACGAGUGACGCGCCGCUGGAAACCACCUUCAGCAUGAACGCCUUCGAGAAAACGAAGAUGAAGGACCUCACCAAAUACGCCAUCCAGGAGUUUUUGUACCGCAACCCCUUCCUGAAGAAGCAGUUCACCUCCGGCAGGUACCGGUUCAGGCUGUACAAGCAGGAUAUCAAAAGUAAAAAUGUCUGGGUCUGGAAGAAUGCAACUUGUGAUGCUGAAUUUGGAUUCCAAAAAAAUCUGUAUUGCAUGAGCAGCAAAGGGAAUGCAAUUUUUGCUACGCGGAGAGGGCAUUUGUCAUGCGGAAUAGGCAUCGCGAAACCCUCAAAAAAUCUGUGAUGCUAGGGCAUGCAUCACAGACAUCAUGGCCAAUGCAAAACAUGCAUGACAAAUCUCAGAAUCUUCCAGACCCAGACAUUUUUACAUUUCAUACAGGAGCCGGUCGUGUCCGAGGGAAAGGAAGACGACAUGAACGAUGAGGAGAUCGUGGACGAGAAGGCUUUGAUAUGACAGUGCACAACUCCCCCUCCCCUCAUUUGUCAUGCAAAAUACCCAGUCCACCCUUUGCCUGCUCUUGGCAGUGUUUGCAUGACAAGUUCUGGCAGCCCAAAUAGCCCUACACUCCAGCGCAAAUUUCUCAUGCAAAACCGGCACUCUUGCUGAUGCUUGUAUUGCCGUUCAUGCUGUACAAACGAGGGGGAGGGGGAGUUGUGCACUGUCAUACUUGAGCGAGGAAGACAUCGUGAAGGACUGGCAAGACCUGGCCGGGUUGAACAAAAAGCAGCAGGACCAGGUGAAGCUAGAGAAGCAGCAACUCGACAACAAGCGCACGGGCGCGAGCAUCAGCGCGCUGUCGUCCGGGGAGAAGCAGGAGCGGAUUCUGGCGAAUAUGGAAGACUUCUCGUUCGACGAGGACAGGAUACAAGAUCUGGGGGAAACCCUGACGGAUUUGAAACUUGGACCGCACUCAGUAAUCACCUUGCGCGCACUCCCGAAGAAACCGGAGGCGAGCAAAUGGAUCGGGCCGGAGGGAGACCGUACUAUUAGUUGAUGACUUUUUUUCUCAAUGGCAACUGCAGUGACUAUACGAAAGUAAGUAGGUAAUUACGGUAUUUUGGUGUUGUUUUGUUUUAUUUCCCCAAAUCAUGAACUGCACCAGAAUUCCGCCCCGGCGACCUGAUUGUCUUCACCAAACUACCCUCCGACGCCGCCUGUGGAUGCGCAAACGUACCCAUGGAGCUCGUGGACGUGAACGACGACGUCUGGGAGGGGCGGCAAUGGGUCGUGAAGCGACCGAGCAAGAAGGGCAAAGGCGACUUUUUUGCACAAAGCGAGGACAAAAUCGGAGCAGCGACGUCGUCUGCAGACGCGGGAACGCUCUACCGCAUCCGCUCGGACAAAGUCAUCCCCGCUGCGAACAAGAAAAUUCUGUCCCAGGCCGAGCGCGCAGAGCAGCAGGUUAAACUGGGUGAUAUCCUCGUGAAUGACGACGAGGUGGCGGUGAAUAAAGGCGGCAGGAGGCCGAAGUCCGCAUUGGCCGGUGACGACGACGACCUGGCAGUACCGCAUUCGGAUGUCCACAACACCGACAGGGCGGAAAAAAUCGGCAAGACGGAUUCCGACGCAGCAGGAGCCGGCAGUGGCAAGCUGGUGGAUGACACGACCGGUAGUGGAGUUGCGGGCAGUGGAGAAGAUGAAAAGACGGAGGAUCAUGGCAGCGCCACAAAAACGUCGAAACCACCGACGGAGAGCUACAACCCUGUCGGAAUCCCGGAGGAGUCUCCAGUGUCGAAAACCAGCAACGCCGAAUAAGCGCUCGUGCGAUGAGCAAAGAAAAAAUGUAAAAUUGAUGCGAUAAAAAAACCUACCAGAAAGUAAAGAAACCGAAAAUGUUUCACGUUUCAAGUAAGAUUGGUGCUACCGCUUACUUCUUGGUUCCAUUGGCAUGAACGAAGGCAAGCCGAGCCUCUCUGCUCUCAGUUGCAUACGCAUGAUCCACU